AUGCAAUGCAGUGACUCAUCGAGGCAGACAGCGCACCCCAAGCGCACCCCGGUGAUCUCCGGUGCUCCGCAUGAAUUAGGCAUCCAUAUGCAUGCUCCACACGCUCGUCACGAAGCACGAGAAACCGCGAUUGAGGCUCGGUGUCUCACACGUCACAGGCUGUAGGGGUGCAAGCGCGAUGCGGAGUGCGGGGAGGGGGGUUUAUAGAGUGUGGAAAGCUGGGUAUAAGGAGGUAUAAGUAUAAGUAUCCGCACAGCUCGUUCACAUUUAUGUUCACGUUCAGGUUCCCAUUCACAUUCAGAUUAGGGGCCCCACCACCAGCAGCAGCACCACAGCAUGACCACCCCCGCCGCCGCCUCCGCCUCCGCCGCCGCCUCACUCCCCCUCCUCCCCCCCACGCCCCCCGCGAACUGCACAGCGCGCCUGAUCCCUUUGACCCAAACCGUCCACCGCUCGCUCCGGGCCCCCGCCUGUUUCGCACUGCUGAUCGAGAACGCGCUUACGCCCUCCGAAUGCCGCUCAUUGCUCACCUACGCGACCUCUCGGAGCCCGUGGGAAGCAGCCCUAAUCAACACCGGCCUUGGCACGCAGGCCCUGGCAACCGACGUACGCAACAGCUCGCGGCUGAUCCUGGACUCGCCCGAGGUAGCGGGUAUGCUGCUGGCGCGGGUGAGGCCGUUUUUGGAGGCGGAGGAGGCCGGGGUCGCGGUGGUAAGGACGGUGGGAACCUCGAAGCCCGGGAAAAGGGUCUGGGAUGGCAUGAGGAGUCAUUGGCUUGGUCCUAGGCCGUGGAGGUUGACCAGACUUAAUGAGAGGCUCAGGUUCUUGAAGUAUGGGCCGGGUCAGUACUUUAAACCGCACUGCGACGGCUCCUACAUCACGCCCGACGGGCGGGAGCGCUCGCUCCUCACGUUCCACUCGUACCUUGGCGAGAACGAUGCGGAGAACGUGGGCGGCUCUACGCGGUUCUUUGGCGACUACGACAAGACUGUGGCGGACGUGGAGCCGGUGCAGGGAAGAGUCCUGGUCUUUCAGCAUCAGUGGUUGAUCCACUCGGGCGAGGAGAUGGAGAGGGGCGUGAAAUAUACCCUGAGGACCGAUGUCAUGUAUGAGGAGGCGCCGGAACUAGAUUUUGAGGAGGAGGGGGAGGAGUUUCAGCAUUAUAAGGCUUGAGUCUUGAGAGUUGUGUGGGGUCAUGUUCUGUCCAUAGCACUGUUGAACAGCUUGGUUUUGGUUUUUGGUUUGAGCGUGUUUGCAUUCGACUUUAUAGGAUCAUGGCAGUUACAUAUCCUAUUG
Molecule: messenger RNA, 1296 nt
Organism: Tricharina praecox
Lineage: Eukaryota; Fungi; Ascomycota; Pezizomycetes; Pezizales; Pyronemataceae
Exons: 2
Coding region: 337-1173 (278 amino acids)
Biological process (GO): peptidyl-proline hydroxylation to 4-hydroxy-L-proline
Cellular component (GO): endoplasmic reticulum
Molecular function (GO): iron ion binding; procollagen-proline 4-dioxygenase activity; L-ascorbic acid binding
Source: RefSeq, a predicted model, not a curated record